AUGAGUAUGACAGACUUGACAGGGAUUGUAAGCGGUCUUCCCGCGGAUUUACAAGAUAAAGUGCGCGAUUGGCUAAGGUUCGACGAUGUAAAGGAGACUAGGGACGAGAUUAUUGGAUUGUGCGUCCAGGGGAACGUCGAAGAAUUGCACAAGAGGCUAGACACGCGGAUUGCGUUUGGUACUGCUGGGCUCAGGGGCCGUAUGGAGGCCGGUUUCAGCAGGAUGAAUGCGUUGACGGUGAAACAGGCAUCGCAAGGUUUAGCGAAAUAUAUCAAGGCCCAAUUCCCGGAGAACUUGACUUGUGUGGUCGGCCACGACCACAGGUUUAACUCGAAGCUAUUUGCCAGGACCACGAUCGAUGUGUUCUUGCAGCUAGGGUUCAAAGUGUACGAUUUGAAUGUGGUGGUCGGAAAGGAAGAAGAUUCGUAUGUGCACACUCCGUUGGUUCCAUUCACCGUUAAUGCGAAAGGGGCUUCGGUAGGCAUCAUGAUUACCGCGAGCCACAACCCCAAGAUGGACAAUGGCUACAAAGUGUACUAUGCGAACGGAUGCCAGAUCAUUCCUCCACAUGACUCGUUAAUUGCGCAGUCAAUUGCCGAGAACUUGGAACCGUUCCAAUCGCCCAAGACCGGGACCGUAGUCGAUUGCAAGAAAGAAAUGACAGCAGCGUACAUCAAGGCUAUCCGCGAGAAGUUGGUCCAUGAUGACCUCCAGAAUACUGCUGCCGCUGGUGGGCCCUGGUUCAUUUACACGCCAAUGCACGGUGUCGGGUUCGAGAUAUUCGAACAAAUCGCAAAGCAAGCAAUGUCUCUAGAAGAAAACAGGGACUAUGUGGUCGUGCAGGAGCAGAAGUACCCUGACCCCGCGUUUCCCACCGUCCCAUUCCCGAACCCAGAAGAAAGAGGUGCCUUGGACUUGGCCAUCGAAUACGGCAAGGCCGAGUCCCACUCUGGCGCCGACUUGAUUAUCGCAAACGACCCGGACGCCGAUAGAUUCAGCGUCGCCGUGAGAGACAAAGCCUCAUCCACAUGGAGACAGCUCACAGGUAACGAAAUAGGGUUCCUAUUCGCAUUCUACGAGUUCGAAAAGUACAAGGCAAGCAACAUACAAGAGCCUUUGGCCAUGAUAAACUCAACCGUGUCCUCCCAGAUGAUAAAACGCAUGGCCGAAAUAGAAGGCUUCCACUACGAAGAUACCCUCACAGGCUUCAAAUGGCUAGGCAACAGAGCCCUACAGCUAGAAAACGAAAACUACUACGUCCCAUUCGCAUACGAGGAAGCCAUCGGCUACAUGUUCUCCUCUGUCGUCCACGAUAAAGACGGCAUAGCUGCUGCCGUAGUUUUCCUCCAGGCAUACUCAAAAUGGCGCCAGUCGGGCAUAGAACCACUCCAGAUCCUCAAGCAAGCCUCCGAAAAAUACGGCCACUUCAAAGAAUUCAACGGCUACUACACAGUCCCAGACACUUCUCUCACCAAGAAGGUCUUUGACACAAUAAGAUCAAUCGAGUCCCCAUUCCCAACAAAACUCGGCACCAAAUUCAAAAUCGAAAAAUUCAGAGACUUGACCACGGGCUACCAAUCUGACACCCCAGACCACGUCCCAUUGCUAGCUACAGACCCAAACUCCCAAAUGAUCACUUGCGAAAUGGUCCUUGUCGAACAGCCAACCUCCAGAGUAAGAUUUACCAUCAGAGGUUCUGGAACAGAACCAAAGCUCAAAGUCUACAUUGAAGCUCGCACCACCACAGAACAGGCCUCUAUAGCACUCGCAAAGUUUACCUGGGACGUGCUCAAGCAAGAGUGGUUCAAACCAGAGUUCACAGGCCUUGUCACGCCCUUCUAG
Molecule: messenger RNA, 1842 nt
Organism: Kluyveromyces marxianus DMKU3-1042
Lineage: Eukaryota; Fungi; Ascomycota; Saccharomycetes; Saccharomycetales; Saccharomycetaceae
Gene: PRM15
Product: phosphoribomutase PRM15
Exons: 1
Coding region: 1-1842 (613 amino acids)
Biological process (GO): purine ribonucleoside salvage; carbohydrate metabolic process
Molecular function (GO): phosphopentomutase activity; magnesium ion binding
Source: RefSeq, a predicted model, not a curated record